GUUCCCGUCAUCCCAAAAGUAGUUAGAUCACAGAUGCGCUUGUGGAACGGAGUUGUCAAAGGUGAGAUGACGAGGCCCUGAACAAUUUAAACUGGACAUUUCUAUCAGAUUAUUAUCGACAAGACGAAACACUGAUUGAGUCUUUGACUGCAAAGACAUGGAACCAUCACCCCCCCAGCACCCCAACCACCCUGAAACCUGUCCCCACCUCCCCUCCCCCAGCUACCCCUAAAUCUACCCAAGGCACUAGACCCACCUUGACCCUGCCUAUAUCCACCCCAUCCGUCCCGACCUCUCCGGUCUCAUCUUCCUCCUCUUCUCAUCCUGGUCCCCCUCUCUCUCCUUCCUCACCCUCCCUCUCCACCCCUCCUGCCUCCCCCCUGCGGCAGCCCAUCAGGCCUGUCUCCCAGGCAGGAAGAUCCCAGCUCAAUGCUGCCAGCCGGUCAGCUGAGGAGAGGAGGGGGGGCAGGUGCUGCUGGAGAUACCCCGGUCAGCCCCCCUACUACCCCUCUACGACAGGCUUCAGUAGCUCAGCCAGAGGAGCCAGAGGAGGAGCUGAGUGUGGAGGAGCUGGAGGAGAGGGCCAAGUCUGGAGAUGCCAAAGCCCAGAGUAGGAUGGGCUGGUACUACUUGGCCCUGGCUGAGGAGAGAGAUGAGGAGGUGAACAACUGUACAGCAGUAAGCUGGCUGGUGCAGGCCAGCAAACAGGGCCGCAAGGACGCAGUCAAGAUGCUACAGCGCUGCCUAGCAACAAGGAAAGGCAUCACGUCAGAAAACUUUGAGGAGGUGAAGAAGCUGUGUACGGAGACAAGAUUUGAGAGAGGAGUGAGGAAGGCUGCUCUGGUCAUGUACUGGAAGCUCAACCCAGAGAAGAAGAGAAGGGUGGCAGUGUCUGAGAUGCUGGAGAACGUGGAACACGUCAACGCUGAGCCAGAUGAUGCUGCCUCCCAGCGCCCCAUAUCCAGCUCUAUGCAGAAACAGAGGAGAGUUCUGGAGAGCCUCGUCACCAGCAAAGCUAGUUGCUAUGACGUGGAUCUGGAUGACUUUGUAGAGACCACUAAGAAGUAUGCUCAGGGCAUCCCCCCCUCUCCCACUAUGGCUGGGGACGGUGGUGACGAUGACGAUGAUGAAGCUGUGAAGAACCCAGACGACUUGCCCCUUCACAAGAAGGUCUUGAAGUUCCCCCUGCACGCCCUGUUGGAGAUCAAGGAGCACCUGAUUAACUGGGCGUCCCGGGCGGGCAUGCAGUGGCUCAGUGCCCUCAUCCCCACGCACCACGUCAAUGCUCUCAUCUUCUUCUUCAUCAUCAGCAACCUUACCAUCGACUUCUUCAUCUUUCUCAUCCCCCUGCUCAUCUUCUAUCUGUCCUUGUUCUCCAUGGUCAUCUGCACGCUGCGCGUCUUCCAGAACUCCAAGGCGUGGGAGAACUUCCGGGCCCUUACAGACCUGCUGUUACGUUUCGAGCCCGGCCUGGACCUGGAGCAAGCUGAGACUAACUUCGGCUGGACCCACCUGGAGCCCUACCUCUACUUCCUGCUGUCGGUGGUCUUCGUGGUCUUCUCCUUCCCCGUGGCUGACAAGACCUGGAUCCCCUGCUCCGAGCUGGCCACCGUGGCCCUGUUCUUCACCGUCACCUCCUUCCUCAGCCUCCAAGCCUCCGCUGAGCUCCUCGCCCGCCGCGCCCUGCUCACAGAGGUCUUAUCGGGGGUCUGUGCCCUUACACAACUAUUACCCGAUAGUGUCUGGUUCCUGCGGGUGUUAGGAACAACGUUUGUGACGGUGCCGCUAGGGGAGAUGGUGGCGCUGAACGUGGGCGUGCCGUGUCUUCUCUACGGGCACCUGAUCUACCUGCUGUUCCGCAUGGCCCAGCGGAGGGGCUUCAGGGGCACCUACCUCUGCCUCGUCCCCUACAUGGUCUGCUUCGUCUGGUGUGAGCUCUGCCUGGCCCUGCUCCACUCCUCCUCCACCAUCGGUCUGAUUCGGACCUGUGCGGGCUACCUCCUCUUCCUGUUCGCACUGCCUGUCCUCACCUUGGGCUUGGCGGCCAUGUUGCUCUUCAAGGUCCUCCAGUGGUUCAUGGCUCUGGAGAUCACCAAGAUGCUGGUGACUCUGACUGUGUGCGCAGUCCCGGUGGUGUUGCGGUUGUGGACGCGGUUCAGCCUGAACCCGCUGGUGGUGGCGCGGUUCCUGUCACGGAGCAGUGUGGUAAAGCUCAUCCUGGUGUGGCUGAGUGCUUUGUUGAUGUUCUGCUGGAUGUAUGUCUACCGCUCAGAAGGCAUGAAGGUGUAUAACUCCACCCUCACGUGGCCGGAGUACAGUAACCUGUGUGGGCCCAAGGCCUGGAAGGAAUACAACAUGGCCCAAACCCAGAUCCUGUGUUCUCACCUGGAGGGCCACCGGGUCACCUGGACAGGACGCUUCAAAUACGCCCGCAUUACCGACAUUGAGAACGGAGCCCAGUCCGUCAUCGGCCUACUUCCUGUGUUCGUAGGGAACUGGAUGAGAUGUCUCUAUGGUGAGGCCUAUCCCCUCUGUGAAAACACCACCGACCCCACUGCACCUCACCAGGCCCUUCCCGCACCUCUUCCAGAAGACCCCUUAUGCAAACUGAAAAAGCUGGCCAAGCACGAGUGCCACGUGAAGCACUUCGACCGCCACAAGUUCGAGGUGACCUUGGGCAUGCCCCUGGAGAGGAAGAGUAAGAACGGGACCAUCAUAGAGGACGAGGACGCCACCAAGGACAUCGUCCUGAGGGCCAGUAGUGAGUUUGGCCCCGUGCUGCUGCACCUGAGCGCUGGCAGCCUGGUAGAGUUCAGUACGGUUCUGGAGGGACGCCUGGGCUCCAAGUGGCCUGUGUUUGAGCUGAAGGCCAUCCACUGUCUGACGUGUGCGGACGCCCGAGUGCCCAGCGGCAGGCAGUACAAGAUAGAACACGACUGGAGGCGCACGGCCCAGGGAGCACUGCAGUUUGCCUUUGACUUCUUCUUCAACCCCUUCCUCACCGCACGGCUGGAGCAGGACACUGAGACACAGACCACACAGGGCAGAGGAGGAAUGCACCAAGGCUAGUGGUGGAUAAAUGCAGAGGACUGUACACUAUGUGGAGUGUAUAAGUGUAAACUAUGUGCAGUGUGUAAGUGCACUGAGAACUGAUUUCAGUAUGGAUUGUAAGUAAUGCAUCAUGUCGACCACUAUCAGGAGUGUCUGAGUGUACACUAUGUGGAGUGUACACUGGGAAUGUACACACAAUCACAUAAAGGUUUGUCAGUAAGACAUGCAUUAUGUCUCCCUAUAGUAGUCUGUGGUUCUGCAGGGUGUUUUCCACUAUGCUGGAGUUCCAGUAGCGCGGUUCAACUGCUUCUAGUGUGUGUGUGUGUGUGUGUGUGUGUGUGUGUGUGUGUGUGUGUGUGUGUGUGUGUGUGUGUGUGUGUGUGUGUGUGUGUGUGUGUGUGUGUGUGUGUGUGUGUGUGUGUGUGUGUGUGUGUGUGUGUGUGUGUGUGUGUGUGUGUGUGUCUGCUCUAUGAGCCCCUACUGUAGACUAGUAAAACCAGCUUAGAAUCAUAGUUGAAUUGUACAUAUGGUUAAACUAUGCAUGGGUGUGUGUUCGUAGUGUGUGAGUGUUUUCAUAGCUGCUGAGUCAUAGUGGGAAAGGAUAAUAUCACAGAACAUAACCACUGAAUUACAAAGGAGGGAGACAAUUUACACUAACUACACUUUCAUACACCACAAUCACUUCCACACACACCACCUCAACCUUCUCAUUCAUAGCCAGUGUUCUCAGUCUGUCAACGUUUGAGAAAGUGUGUGGGACAAUGCCGAUCAACAUUGUGGUCAAUAAGCUUAUUGACUUGCUCUUGAUAUGCAGUCCAAAUGUCUAAUUUUGCAUGCCAUUCAACCAUAUAGGCCUGCUGUUUGCAUCCAUGACACUAAGGGCUAGAUUCUAUCAUAUUUGCACUAGCCGACACCCACAUAACUAUGCUGGAGCUGUCAAAUCUACAAGCGGCUCCUGGUAUUAUACCUAGAGGAUGUUGCCAUUGGCUGCAUGGAGUCGCAUUAAGAGAAAUCCCGUGCAGCUUUGUUUUACAAGUUCGGACACUGGAAUAUGAGAUGUAAUCCACACCUCAAUUAGGCUGAUAGAAAUCCUAAUUAUUUAGUUGAAUGAUUUUUCAAUUUGAGCGUAAUUAUUUCUAUAUCGCCUUCACUUUCUCAUUCUGAACUUCUAAAGUGAGUGGGACGGGUGUGGCUUCGUGACAAUGAUCAAGAGCAGCCGCUCACUGAUUUGACAGCUCCAACGCAGUUCCACCUCCGACACUGCCAAAACAUCCGCUGGUUAACGAUCUGAUUGAAUCUAGGCCCUACUGUAAAUAUUUUUGUCUGUUGUUUGACUUAUCAAGUCUGUUUACAUAUGAAGUAAAAGUAGGACUUUGUAACUACAUUUAAAAUACUCAAUAGUGUUUGUGUUUUAUGCAUGAAUUGUGUUUUCAAAAUGAACUGCCUUUUUGUAACAGUUUGAGGCCUUAAUUCAGUUUCAUUUUAGGUACUUGGAAAGUAUUGUACAGUUCUUGAAUAGUUUUUUGUUUCCUGAAAUAGUUUUUCAUUAUAAGAUCAUGAUGGAGAAACAAAUGGACUUAAACUGUUCCAGUUGUCUCCUUAAAUAUUGAGCUUUAAUCAUUGUCAUGUUGAUACCCUUCUUGUAAAUAGUAAGUGCCUGUCUAUUCAAAUCACAUUAAAUAGUUCUGAUGCCACAUUAACCUAGCAGCGUAUAGGCUACUGAAAUCCUGUCAGCGUUUCUCUUUACAGAGAAUGACAUAUUCAACCUCUGAUAGUUGACCUGUAUCAAAGUGCACUUGUGUCCAAAUAGAUUUUUGCCCCUCCUUUACUGGUGUGCCUUGUUGUCCCUCCUCUCCCUCCCUGCUGUGUGGGGUUCUGUUCUGAUCUGAUCCCACAGUUCCAGUCCGCAGCAGGCCUCUAAUGAUGAGGUCACUGUCACAGGAUGUGAUGUCACUAUUGUAACGCUCUACUCUACCGUGACCAAUAAACCAAUCAUGGAAAUGUAAA
This is a messenger RNA of Salmo salar (Atlantic salmon), 5058 nucleotides long. RefSeq names its product wolframin. The record is from RefSeq and is a predicted model, not a curated record. Gene Ontology annotation, cellular component: endoplasmic reticulum; endoplasmic reticulum membrane. Gene Ontology annotation, biological process: endoplasmic reticulum unfolded protein response; calcium ion homeostasis. Gene Ontology annotation, molecular function: protein binding. NCBI's taxonomy places the organism in Eukaryota, Metazoa, Chordata, Actinopteri, Salmoniformes, Salmonidae.